AUGGCGGCCCCCAUGAUGAGACGCUAUCUUGCUUGGCUUCGAGCUGGCAAAGUUAGCUUUGCGAAUGACACCGUACUUGGAGAUUGGAAGAGACCGGUAUCCACCAGCGUUCUCUACUGGAAUUCAAAGGGGAUUACAACGAAAGAGAAGCGUGAUGCUUCCUGGGCAACAGUUGUAGGCUUGGAAAUCCAUGCACAGAUCUCAUCCAACUCAAAGCUUUUUUCUGGUUCCCAAGUUCAGUUUGCAGCACCACCUAAUUCUCUGGUAUCAUUCUUGGAUGCUUCUCUUCCUGGCACUCUACCGGUUCUCAACAGACGAUGUGUAGAAGCAGCCGUGUCAACAGGCCUUGCACUGAACUGCACCAUAAACAAGAAGUCCUUGUUUGACAGAAAACACUAUUUCUAUGCAGAUCUGCCUGCUGGAUAUCAGAUCACUCAGCAUAGGGUUCCCAUUGCAGUGAAUGGCUGCUUACAAUACUUUAUGCAAGUGGAUAAAAAUCAGAAUGAAAUUGUAAGCAAGGCUGUGAGGAUCAAGCAAAUACAGUUGGAGCAAGACAGUGGAAAGAGCCUUCAUGAUGAUUUUAGAAACGAAACACUCGUUGACCUCAACAGAGCAGGGAUCGGCCUCAUGGAGCUUGUCAUGGAACCCGAUAUGUCUUGUGGAGAAGAGGCAUCAGCAGCAGUGAGAGAACUUCAGCUCAUCCUGCAGGCUCUCGGGAGCAGCCAGGCAAACAUGGCAGAGGGCCAGUUGAGAGUAGAUGCAAAUGUGUCUAUACAUCGUCCUGGCCAAAUUUAUGGAACAAGGACUGAAGUGAAGAAUAUCAACAGUGCUCGAUUUCUCGCAAAGGCAAUAGACUAUGAAAUACACAGGCAGAUUGAAGAGUUGGAGAAUGGAGGAACCAUUCUAAAUGAAACUAGAGCCUUUGACUAUAAGCUUGGACGCACUGUGCCAAUGAGGGACAAAGAAGGAAAACAAGAUUAUCGGUUCAUGCCUGAGCCAAAUCUUCCUCCAUUGAUUCUUUAUGAUGCUAAAUCCUUGCCUACUCAUAUAAAUGACCAGCAAGUAAUAAAUAUCGAUUGGAUUCGGGAGAGGCUUCCAGAUCUCCCUAGUGUCAAAAGAGCAAAGUUUGUUGAACGUUAUGGGAUUCAGACUCAACACAGCUUUAUCUUACAGAAUGAAGAUGGCUUAAUGGAUUUUUUUGAAAGCGUUGUGAAUGCAACAGAAAUGAAUCCCAAAAAAGUGAUUGGCUGGGUUAUAAAUAAUUUCCUCAGUUACCUAAAAUUAUAUAACAUUACUGUAAAAGAAAGUCCAGUCACUCCUGUUCUUUUGGCUGAAUUACUGGACCUAAUAUCAAGUAGAAAAAUUUCAUCUUCAGCAGCCAAAGAGGUGUUGGAAGAGAUGUGGAAGAGGGAAGUGAAGUCUCCAUCUCUGAUUGUAAAAGAAAAGAAACUCAAUCUAAUCCAGGAUUGGAAUGAACUUGAGAGUAUCUGUCAGACUGUGAUGAGAGACCAUCAGAAAGAGGUGGCAGAGAUAAAGAAUGGCAACCUCAAGGUCCUGAAUUCCAUAAUUGGACAUGUCCAAAGGACCACAAGAGGACGAUCAGAUCCUGUAACUGUGAAACAAAUUCUAGAGAAGCUGCUAUCAUAGGGGACUAAAAAUUAUGUGUCUGAUCUAUUGUUUUUUAACAUUCUCCAUAACAUCAAACCGUUGUAUAAGUUUUAAUGCAGUGCUGAGACCAAUAUAUCAUUUUUAGCCAUUUUUGGGGGAGUGGGGCAUGUUAAGUUAUUAUCCUCUUAUGUUCCUAUAGAUUCAGAAUACAAACUCUACAAAGAAGGAAAAAGACUGCAGUGUGCAUGAGUUUUUCGAUUAAAACCUGCUUUUGUAAUAUUGUGAUAUGUAGCAAAAAAAUAUACAUUUUUGAUAACUAAAUAAUAUUAACUAUAGCUUUUUAAUGUAGCUUCUUAUAAAUAAUCAAAUCAGUUCUCGUCUUGUGUCAAAGAGUUCAACAGAAUCAGCAGAUGAAACAGGUAGAUUUUUUUAAAAAAAACCUAGCACAAUGGAUCUUCUAGCUCCAGUCAUUGUUAUUUUUUACAGACUCAAUUCUGGGAAUACUUUACUGACUUAAGCCUUGUGGCACAUCUCUAAACACUGAUAGGGUUCCCACGCUAUGCUAAGCCAGAAUUUGAAGUUUUUAAAGUUUAUUUAUUUUUAUUUAUGUUUUAUCUCACUUUAUUUUUGUAAAUACCUCAAGACGCUGAACAUACCUAUAUUCCUUCCUAGGUUCCCCACAACAAUUCAAAGUCAAAAAU
Messenger RNA from Protobothrops mucrosquamatus (brown spotted pit viper), 2309 nucleotides. RefSeq names its product glutamyl-tRNA amidotransferase subunit B (gene GATB). The coding region runs from base 1 to 1647 and encodes 548 amino acids. Gene Ontology annotation, biological process: mitochondrial translation; glutaminyl-tRNAGln biosynthesis via transamidation. Gene Ontology annotation, molecular function: glutaminyl-tRNA synthase (glutamine-hydrolyzing) activity. The record is from RefSeq and is a predicted model, not a curated record. The transcript is spliced from 13 exons. NCBI's taxonomy places the organism in Eukaryota, Metazoa, Chordata, Lepidosauria, Squamata, Viperidae.